Molecule: messenger RNA, 11227 nt
Organism: Hipposideros armiger (great roundleaf bat)
Lineage: Eukaryota; Metazoa; Chordata; Mammalia; Chiroptera; Hipposideridae
Gene: SPTBN5
Product: spectrin beta, non-erythrocytic 5
Exons: 66
Coding region: 205-10725 (3506 amino acids)
Molecular function (GO): protein binding
Source: RefSeq, a predicted model, not a curated record
CAGCAGAGGCAUCAUACCUACAGUCCUUCCCCAUCCUCCAUGCCCCCAACAUCUCCAGCUUAGGGAAAUAUCCACUGGCCCCAAAGGGCUCCAGUAAUAGCUGGUUAUCCCCACAAUCCCCAGCAGUUCGUUGGGGCUACAGGACACCAGAAGCAGGAAGCCAGCCGCAGAGCCCUGGCAGGGCUCUCCCAGCUCAGUCCCGCCAUGGACUCUGCAUACGAGAUGGGCCACAUUCGAAAGUUGCAGGUGCAGCACAUGCGAAUGCAGGAGAAGACUUUCACCAACUGGAUCAACAACGUCUUCCAGCACGGCCAGGUGGGCCUCAAGAUCCAGAACCUGUACACAGAGCUGGCAGAUGGCACCCACCUACUGCGGCUGCUGGAGCUCAUCUCAGGGGAAGUUCUGCCACCCCCCAGCCGGGGACGCAUGCGCGUGCACUUCCUGGAGAACUGCAGCCAGGCUCUGGCCUUCCUCAGGGCCAAGGUGCCAAUCCCCCUCAUCGGGCCAGAGAACAUCGUGGAUGGAGACCAGACACUCAUCCUGGGACUCGUCUGGGUCACCAUCCUGCGUUUCCAGAUUUCCCACAUCUCCCUGGACAGGGAGGAGUUUGGGGCCAGCGCAGCCCUGCUGUCUGCCAAGGAAGCUCUGCUGCUCUGGUGCCAGCGGAAGACAGCCUGCUACGCCAAUGUCAACAUCACUGACUUCUCCCACAGCUGGAGUGAUGGGCUCGGCUUCAGUGCCCUCAUGCACGCCCACAGGCCAGACCUGCUUGACUACUACUCCCUGCGUCCCGACCGUCCACUGCACAACCUCAGCGUUGUUUUCCAUGUGGCUGAGCAGGAGCUAGGCAUUGCUCAGCUACUGGACCCCGAGGAUGUGGCAGCCCUACAGCCUGAUGAGCGCUCCAUCAUGACCUACGUCUCCCUCUACUACCACCACUUCUCCCGCCUGCACCAGGGGCACACUGUCCAGAGGAGGCUCGCUAAGAUCCUGCUUCAGCUGCAGAAAACAGAGGAGCUGCAGACCCAGUAUGAGCAGCUGGUGGUCGAUCUGUUAUGGUGGAUUGCAGAGAAGCAGGUGCAGCUGGAGGCACAAGACUUCCCGAACUCCCUGCCUGCCAUGCGCCAGCUACUGGUGGCCUUUGCCUCCUUCCGCACCCAGGAGAAGCCACCGAGGCUGCAGCAGCGAGUGGCUGCAGAGGCUCUGCUCUUCCAGCUGCAGACAGCGCUCCGAGCCCAGAACCGUAGGCCCUUCCUGCCUCACCAGGGCCUGGGCCCUGCAGACCUGUCCCAGCGCUGGGCAGGCCUGGAGCGGGCAGAGGCCUCAAGGAGCCAGGGCUUGCAGCAGAAACUCCUGCAGCUAGAGCGGCUGGAAACCCUGGCCCGGCGCUUCCAGCGUAAGGCGGCCCUCCGGGAGAGCUUUCUCACAGACACAGAAAAGGUGCUGGACCAGGCCACAACCCCACCCACCAGCCUGGUCACAGUGGAGGUGGCUGCCCAGAGACUGAGCAUGCUGGAAGCCAGCAUCCUGCCCCAGGAGGGACGCUUCCAGGCCCUGGCUGAGAUUGUAGACAUACUCCAGCAGGAGCAGUACCACAGCUGGGCAGAUACGGCCUGCAGGCAGCUGGAGAUCACACGGCGCUGGGAGCAGAUCCUUCAGCAUGUCCAAGGGCAAAGGAAGUGGAUGGCGGACAUGCAGGCUGUGCUACGCCUGCUGCAGGAGGUGGAGACUGCCUCCAACCAGCUCAAGGAGUUGCAGGUGCUGGCCAGCUCCACCGUCUGUGGUCAACAGCUGGCAGAGGUAGUGGAGCUGCUGCAGAGACAUGACCUGCUGGAAGCCCAGGUCUCUGACCACGGAGCCCACGUGAGCCACCUUGUCUAUCAGACUGCAAAGCUGGACUCCUCCCUGGGUACUAGCGUGGAGGAGCUACAGGCCCAGGCCCAGGCGCUGGCCCAGCUCCACCAGAGCCUGGUAUCUCUUGCCAGGGCCAGGCGGACCUUGCUGGAGCAGACCCUGCAGAGGGAGGCAUUCCUGUGUGACUGUGAGGAGGAGGAAGCCUGGUUGAGGGAGCACAGACGGCUGGUGGAAGAUGUGGCCCUGGGCGGGGAUCUUGGCCAGAUUGCUGCCGCCCUGCAGAAACACAAGGCCCUGGAAGCUGAGCUCCGCUGCCACCAGGCUGUGUGCACUGAUCUCAAGCAGAGGGGACGUGACCUGGGUGCCCAUGGGCUGCUGGAUCCCCAGGAGCGGGCCGGGGCGGUGCAGUACGUGUGGCAGCAGCUCCGGGCCCGGGCGGCACUGCGGGGUGCGCGGCUGCAAGCAGCCCUGCUGGUCCAACAGUACUUCGCAGACGCAGCGGAGGCAGCCACGUGGUUACAGGAGCAGCGGGUGGCACUGGAGAGCUUGUCCUGCGGGCAGGACCAGGCAGGCGCCGAGGCCCUGCUGCUGGACCACCUUCGGCUGGAGCGCACGCUGUGCUCCUUCAGGGCAGAGCUGCAGGGGCUGGAUGAGCAGGCGCGGGCAGCUGCUGCGCGGGCAUCACUCACGGUGGUAUCUGCCCUGAGCUCUCCAAGGGAAGGUCCCAGGAACCUGGGGGCCUGGCAUGAGGUUUCCUGCUACUCUGGCCCCCAGGGCGUCAAAAAGAUGGCCCUCCCAGCUGAGCCUGAUGCUGACUUUGACCCCAACACCAUACUCCAGACACAGGACCACCUGAGCCAGGACUAUGAGGGCCUGUGGGUGCUGGCAGAGCACCACAGGGCCCGAUUGGAGGAGGCAGUAGCUCUGUUUGGUUUCGAUGGCUCAUGUGAGGAGCUCCAGUCCUGGCUGGAAGACCAGACAGCGCUGCUCCAAACACUGCAGUUCCAGGCUGACAGCUUGGAGAUCAUGCAGCUCAAAUUUGAGAACUUCCUCACCUCCCUGGCUGUGGGAAAGGGACGCUGGGCUGAGGUCAGCAGCUCUGCUGAGCAGCUGAAGCAGAGAUGUCCUGGAUACUCCCCCAAAAUCCAGCGACAGCAGGAGGAACUGAGCCAGAGGUGGAGGCAGCUGGAGGCCCUGAAGAAAGAAAAGGAAAUUCAGCUGGCAUGCACCGCAGAUGUAUGCAGUUUUCUGCAGGAGUGUGGAUCCACGCAGGUUCAGCUGCAAAACGUGAUACUCCAGCUGGAAACCCUGGAGCCAGGGCACCCAGAGGACCACCACCGCAUCCUACAACUGGCCCAGCAGAAGAUGCUACCGCUGGAGAGGACCAUCUACUACCUGCAAAGAGUAGCCAUAAAAGUCAAGGACACAGGCUCCAAAGAAAGCCAGUCCCUACAAGAACAGGUGGAGACGCUGCAGGGGCGGCUGGAGGAAGUGCAGAAGCAAGUGGCUCAACAGGCUCAGGCCCAGGCCCAGAUGCAGGCCCGGCAAAGCUUUCUGCAGGAGAGCUGGCAACUGCUGCUGUGGGUGGAGGGUGUCCAGGCUCAGCUGCACAGCAAGGAGGAAGUGGUGGAUGUGGCCUCAGCCCAGCGGCUACUUGUGGAGCACCGAGACCUGCUGGAGGAGAUCCACCUGCAGCAGGAGAGAGAUGAUGGUUCAGGCCUGAAGCUCCAGCAGGCAAGGCAGCAGGACCAGCUCCUGGGGCUGCUACAGGAUGCCAAGGAGAAGAUGGAGCAGCUGGAGGGGGCCCUGCAGAGUACAGAAAUGGGGCAGGACCUAUGCUCGAGCCGAGGGCUGCAGAAACAGCACCACCAACUGGAGAGCGAGAGCCAGGCACUAGCCACCAAAAUGGCUGCCCUAGUCUCCCAGGCCCACCACAUGGCCAAUUCCCAGCCCUUCAUAAAGGAGACCCAAAAGUACCUCCAGAGGUUGGAGUCCCUGCGGGGACAUCUGACCACCCGGCAUCUGCAGCUGCAGGCCUCGGUUGAGCUAUACCAGUUCUAUCACCUGAGCACCAUGGAGCUCACGUGGGUAGCUGAGCACAUGCCCAUUGCAAGCUCUGCCAGCUCUAUCAAAUGCUUGGAUGAUGCCCUGAGCCUUCGUCACAAGCACAAGGAGCUCCAGGCAGAGGUGAAAGCCCACCAGGGACAGGUGCAACAGGUGCUGGGUUCCGGACAGAGCCUAGCAGCCUCAGGGCAUCUCCAAGGCCCGCAUAUCACGGAGCAGUGCCAGAAGCUGGAAGGCCGCUGGGCAGAGCUGGAGCAGGCAUGUGAGGCACGGGCCCAGUGCCUGCAGCAGGCUGUUGCUCUCCAGCAGUAUUUUCUAGAUGUGUCAGAGCUGGAGGACUGGGUAAAGGAGAAGUGGCUGCUGGUGAGCAGUCAAGACUAUGGCGGAGAAGAGGCAGCCACCAUCAGGCUCAUUGAGAAGCACCAGGCCCUGAAACAGGAACUGGCUCUUUAUUGGAGUUCCAUGGAGAAACUUGAUCAGAGGGCCCAAGCCCUCAGGUGCCCUGAGGCUCCUGAGCAGCUGGGCAUGGUGCAGGAGAGGCUCUGGGCGCAGCUGCGGGCACUGCAGGAGUUGGCAGCCACACGGGACCGGCAACUGGAGGGGACCCUGAAGCUGCAUGAGUUCAUGAGGGAGGCCGAGGAGCUGCAGAGUUGGCUGGCUGCCCAGACACAGGCAGCCAGAACGGGAGAGAGCCCCGGAGAGGACUAUGAGCACAUCCUGCACCUCUACACCAAGUUUACAAAGUUUCAGCACCAAGUGGAGAUGGGCAGCCAGCAGGUGGCAACCUGCCAACAACUGGUGAAGAGCCUGCUGGAGCAUGGGCACAGCACUGCCCCCAAGGCCUGUCAGAAGCAGCAGGAUCUUCAGGCUGCCUGGUUGGAGCUGUGUGAGCUGACCCAGGCCCGAGGCCAGCUGCUCCGAGAUGCUGAGAUCACACUCAGAGUACAUAGAGAUCUGUCAGAAGUCCUGACCCAGGUCCAGGAGAAAGCCACAAGCCUCCCCAGUGACUUGGCCCAGGACCUGCGUGGGCUGGAGGUCCAACUGAGGAGACACGAGGGGCUGGAGCGUGAACUUGUGGGCACUGAGCGGCAGCUGCAGGAACUGCUGGAGGCUGGAGACCCGGUGCAGAAGCUGGGUCCCAGGCCUCAGGCCCAUGCAGUGCAGCAGAGGCAGCAGGCUCUGGUGCAGGCCUGGGAGGCCCUGAAGCUACGCAUGGAACAGCGCAGGGCCCAGCUGGAGCAGGCCUGCCUCCUGGCCCGCUUCCACACAGCGGUGCAAGAAUACAUGUCCUGGGCAGCCCGUGUGUGGCAGGAGCUACAGGUUGAGGAGAGCUUCCAGGAGGCCAGCAGUGGCCCAAUAAAGUUCAAUGCCCACCAACAGCUUCGGGCAGAGCUGGAGGCCCAGGAGGAACUAUACCAGCGGGCCACCCAGCUGGGCCAGCAGGCACUUCUGGCUGCAGGGACACCCAUCAAGGAGGUCCAGGAAGGGCUGCGAGGCCUGCAGGACAGGCGGGAGCAGGUGUUCCAGGCCUGGGAGCAGAAGCAAGAGACGCUGCAGUCCAUGCACCAGGAGCAGCUCUUCCUCAGAAAAUGUGGCCACCUGGAAGAGAUCCUCACAGCGCAGGAGGCCUCCCUGAAAACCAGUGUCCUGGGGAGCUCAGUGGAAGAGGUGGAGCAGUUGAUCCGGAAACAUGAGACCUUCCAGAAGGUGCUGACCGCCCAGGAUGAGAAGGAGGCAGCUCUGCGUGAGCAGGCAGAGACACUCCGGGGCCCCAGGGUGCAGGACCUGCUCCACACAGUGCUGAAGCAUCGGGCUCGAGUGAAGGAACUUGCAGAAACCCGGAGACAGGCCCUGCACACCUCCCUGCUGAUGGCUGGCUUCACCAGGGCUGCAACCCAGGUCAAGGACUGGAUCCAAGAACGGAUCCAGCAUUUGGAAGAGCCACUGCCUCCUGGGAAAGAUAAGUUGAGGCACCUGCGGAAGCACCAGACCUUCAAGGCUGAGGUCCAAGCCCAUGAAGAUGUCAUUAUCACUAUCACCAAGGAGGGCGAGGCUCUCCUGGCACAGAGCCACCCUUGGGCAGAAGAGGUCUCCCAGAGACUGCAGGCGCUGCAGGAGUGCUGGGAGAAGCUGAGGCAGGCAGUGGCCCUCCAGGGCCAGGACCUGGAGGACACGCAGAACUUCCUGGAGUUCCUGCAGAGAGUGGACCUUGUGGAGGCCUGGAUCCAGGACAUGGAGGUGAUGGUGAACAUCGGUGACCUGGGCCAGGACCUCGAGCACUGCCUGCAGCUCCGCAGACAGCUCCGGGAGCUCCGAGGAGUCUGGGCUGGGGAUAUGGUGGAUGAUGCCAACAUCAGAAGCAUCAACAACUUGUCACUGCAGCUCAAGAACAGGGACCCUGAGCAAGUCAAGACCAUCUGCCAGCGGCGACACCAGCUCAACAACAGGUGGCACAGUUUCCAUGGCAAUCUGCUCCGCUACCAGUGGCAGCUGGAAGGGGCCCUAGAGAUACACACAUUGUCCCUGGAGCUGGAUGGCAUCACUGAGCAGAUUGGGGAGAAGGCCUCCCUGGUCCAGCCCCUGGACUAUGGGAAAGAUCUGGAGAGCGUGCAGAGGCUGCUGCAGAAACACAAGAAGUUGGAGCAGGAAAUGGGCCUCAUCCAGGCCCAGGUGGAGCCCUUAGAGCGUAAGGUGGCCCACCUCUGCCAGAGAAGUCCCUGGGCAUCCCACAGCCUCAGCUGCAAGCAACAGGAGAUGGUGGGCAGCUGGCGGCAGCUCCGGAGUGGGGCCCAAGAGUGGAAGAAGUUGCUAGAUGCCUCACACCAAUCUCAGAAAGUGCUGGCGAUGCUGCAGGAAUUGCUGGUCUGGGCCCAGCAGCUACAGGCUGAGAUGCACACCCAAAGUGCCCCCAGCAGCCCUGCAGAGGCUCAGCGCAUGUUGGAGGAGCACCAGGAGCGCAAGGCCGAGCUGGACUCCCAAACAGACAGCAUCAGCCUGGCCCGGAGUAUGGGGCAGCGACUGCUUGCAGCAGGACACCUGUCCACUGCUGACAUCAGCCAGGCCCUGGCUGGUUUAGACCAGGAGCUGAACAGCCUGGAAGAGGCCUGGCAGGAGCACCAGCUGCAGCUCCAACAGGCCUUGGAGCUACAGUUGUUUCUGAGCUGUGUGGAACAGAUGGAAAGUUGGCUCUGUAGCCAGGAAGCUUGCACAGCCAGAGAGGGCCUGGGGGACCCAUCCGCCAAUGUGGAGACCCUCCUGUGGGAGCACAAAGUGCUGGAGCGGGGCCUGGAGGCACAGGCGGAAAAGAUCAGCGCACUGGAGGCCACAGCGCACCGCCUGCAGUGGGGUGGACACCCUGAGGCUCAGAGUGCCCUGGGCCAGUGCCACGCCAUGCUCCUGAGGAAAGAGGCACUCCUGGAACGAGCCCGGACCCGUCGUCUCCAGCUGGAGGAGCUCCGGCAGCUGCAGACUUUCCUGCAGGAUUCCUACGAGGUGGCCCUGUGGCUCAGGGAGAAGAAACUGGUGGCCCUGGAAGAGGGCUGGCAGGACCCAGCCAUGCUGCAGGCACAGCUGCGGAAACAGCAGGAUCUCCAGGCUGAGCUGGACACAAGCGUGCACCGACAACAAAGGCUGCAGAUGGAGGGGAAGAGGCUACUGCAGGGUGGCCACCCAGCCUCAGAGACCAUCCAGGAGCGGCUGCAGGAACUGGGAGAACUCUGGGAUGAGCUCCAGGCCAACUGCCAGAGGAAGGCAGCCAAGCUACAGGAGGCCUACGAGGUUCUGCGUCUGCGGAGGAGUAUGGAAGAACUGGAGAGCUGGCUGGAGGCCAUGGAGGUCGAGCUGAGAGCUCCCACUGGGGGCCAGGACCAGCUUGGGCUGGAGGAGCUGCUAGGGACUCAGGGAGAGCUGGAGGCAGCAGUGGCCAGGCGGGCCAGGCAGGCACAGAUCCUGCUGGGCCAGGCCCAGGCCUUUGCGCGGGAAGGCCACUGCCUCGCCCGCGACAUGGAAGAGCAGGCCCAGCGGCUGCUUCAGAGGUUGGAGAGCCAGUGGGAACCCCUGCGGGAGCGCAGGACAGCCCUGGAAGCCCAGAGCCGCCUCUUGCAGUUCUUCAGGGACGCUGACGAAGAGAUGGCCUGGGUGCAGGAGAAGCUGCCCCUGGCGGCUGCGCAGGACUACGGCCAGAGCCUGAACGCUGUGCGGCGCCUGCAGGAGAAGCACCAGAACCUGGAGACUGAGAUGAGCAGCCAUGAGGCCCUGACCCGGGCGGUGAUGAGCACAGGGCACAAGCUGGUGCAGGCUGGGCACUUUGCUGCCUGUGACGUGGCUGCCCGGGUGCAGCAGCUGGAGAGCGCCAUGGGCCGCCUGCAGGCAGAGGCUAUGCAGAGGCGGCAGUGGCUGCAGCAGGCGCAGGAGGCCCAGCAGCUCCUGCUGGAGCUCCUGGAAGCAGAAUCCUGGCUGGCCGAACAGGGUUGUGUCCUGGACACUGAGGACAUGGGCCAGAGUACUGAGGCCACGCAGGCCUUUCUGUGGCGGCUGGAGGCCACCAGGAGAGGCCUGGAGGGGUUCAGCACGCGCGUCGAGAGACUUCAGCAGACGGCAGCCCUCCUCGAGCGUGAGCAAAACCCAGAAAGCCCCAAGGUGCUGGCCCGGGUGCAGGCAGUGAGGGAGGCGCAUUCAGGGCUGCUGCAGAGAGCAGAGGGCAGAGGGCAAGGCCUGCGGGAGCAGCUGCAGCUCCACCAACUGGAGCAGGAGGCUCUGCUCCUCAAUGCCUGGCUGGCCAGCAAGGUGGCCACUGCCGAGUCUCAGGACUACGGACAGGACCUGGAGGCCCUCAAGGUGCUGAAAGAGAAGUUUGAUGUUUUCAGAGAGGAAGUUGAGAGCCUGGGGCAAGCCAAGGUGCAGGCCCUGAGGGAGCUGGCAGGAAACCUGGAACGGGCUUCACCCAGGUGCUAUCCUCAGAUUCAAGCCCAGAGGAGUCGCAUCGAGGCCAUUUGGGAAAGGCUGGAUAGGGCAAUAAAAGCCCGCACUCAGAACCUGGCCGCAGCCUGUGAGGUCCGUGGCUUUGAGCAGGCGGUGGCUGAGCUCCAGGGCUGGAUACAGGAAAAGGCCACCCUGAUGGAGAGGGAUGCCUGUGACCAUAGCUUGUCAUCUGUGCAGACCCUGCAGCAACAGCACAGGUUCCUGGAGUGGGAACUGGCAGCUAUGGAGAAGGAGGUGGCACAGGUGCGGACAGAGGCCUGCCGACUGGGCCAGCUACACCCUGCGGCUCAGGAGAGCCUGGCUCAGCAGCUGGCCGAGGUGCAGGAGGCCUGGGCCACCCUGGGUGCAAAGGCCCAGGAGCGAAGCCGGCAGCUGGAGCAGGCUGCCCAGGGCUGCACCUUGCUUGGACGCUGUCGAGAACUUCUAGCAUGGGCUCAGGAGAAGCAGGCACUGGUGUCCUCACAGGAGCUGGCUGGGGACGUGGCAGGGGCCGAGCAGCUCCUAGGGCAGCAUGAGGAGCUAGGGCAAGAAAUCAAGGAGCACUGCCUUCAAGCCCAGGAUGUAAAGCAGGCGGGGCAGCAGCUGGUGGAUAAUGGCAACUUCAUGUCCCUGGAGGUGACAGAGUGUCUGCAGGAGCUGGAAGGACAGCUGCAGGUGCUGGAGGCAGCCUGGGCCCUGCGCUGGGAACGCUGCAAAGAGAGCUGGGGCCUGCAGAUGCUGCGGCAGGAGCUAGACCAGGCCGAGGCCUGGCUGGCUUCCAGGGAGGGCCUCCUGCUGGACCCCAACUGUGGGAACUCGGUGUCUGACGUGGAGUUGCUGCUUCUCAGACACCAGGACUUAGAAAAGCGGCUGGCAGCCCAGGAGGAGAAGUUUGUCCAACUGCAGAGGAAGGUGGGGAUGGAACAGGAGCUGCCGCAGCAGGGGAAAGGGCUAAAACCUGGAAGAGUUGGCCGUGGGCUGACCUCCCUCCAGCAUAGGCCCCUUGGAAGCUGGUGGCGCGGAGCACGGCCGGCUGAGACAAAGGAUCUGCAGUCAGGUGUCCCUGUCAUGCAGCACAUACCCUUGGCCACCAUUGUCUCCCCGGAGCAGGCAGCCAGGCAGCAGGAGACCAGUGGGGCCGUCAGGGAUGUGAAGGGUGCCCGCACCAUGGAAGGGUCUUUGGAGCUUGCGCAGCAAUUCCUGUCUGGGGGAAGGCAGCCCAGCUCAAGUCCCUGGGAUGGCUGCUUUGGGACCUUGGGGGACAGCUCCCUGAGCCUGUUCCAGGAUGAGAGGACAGCAGCAGAGAACGUGGCUUUCACGUCCACCCUUGACCUUGUAGGAGCCCAGUGUGAGAGGCCAAGCGACUGCCAUGACAGAAAACACACUUUCUCCUUAAGGCUGAGCAGCAGAGCAGAGAUCCUGUUUGCAGCACCAUCAAAAGGGCAGGGCGAGAGAUGCCAUCCAGCCCUGAGCAGCAAAGCAGUUCUGGAGACCGGGAAGUCCAAGAUCAAGGCACCAGCAGACUGGGUAUCUGCCCACAAUCUGAGCCCAGAGCUCAGAGCCAGACCUCUGGACUUCCCAGCUGAGCAUGCUGCUGAGGGGGUGCCCAGCACAACUGCUCCACUCAGAUUCCAUGGCUGUCCCCUACCUUCCUCACUGAGGGAGACACACGUGAGCAUUGACAGCCACCCACAGCCCUUGGCGCUCCCGCAGAUGGCUAGCCCUGCAGAGGAAACUGCACAAGGCUCCCAACCACCUUUCCUGCCAGGCUCGACCCGAGGCGUAGGCCCUGACGUGAACCCUGAGGUGGCACCAAACCUCAGGGCUACAAGUGAGAACACCCGCUAGGGGACCUGAACAAGAAUCUGCUACCAAGCCCCUCAGAACCAACUUCGGGAACAGACGGUUCCUUUUUAAGAGACAGGACCUCCCACCCCCAAAGUCACAGCUUGGUGAAGCUACGGCGCUGGUAUCAUUGGCUCAUCUGGUUCCCGGUGUGGCCACCCAUACAAUGGGACAGGAAGCAGCCCUUCGACUGAGUCCCUGGCUACACCCCGAGGCCUGGGUAAGGAGGACAGGGGUGCUUUCAUUGCCUGUAAGGCUGCAGCAGUGGAGACCCCCAAGCCAAACUGGCCUCCUGCCGGUUUGGAAGAAUGGUCCAAAGGAGGGCAGACGCUACCGGAAGCAGAUGGCCCAUACUUCAGGGGAAACCCAUGCUGACUCGAUAGCUCUGUUAGCCUGGGGAGACAUUUUCUUAGACCAGUGUAACCAAGAGCCCUUGGCAGCAGUGACAGAAUCUCAGAUAAUGCCUCACGUUUGUAUGAGCUGCUGUAAUACAUAAUGUGCUCUA